This is a messenger RNA of Phyllotreta striolata, 3891 nucleotides long. Lineage: Eukaryota; Metazoa; Arthropoda; Insecta; Coleoptera; Chrysomelidae. The record is from the annotation of a GenBank genome assembly.
AUGGUGAAAGCUCCAGCUAUUGGUAUCGACUUGGGAACUACCUACUCCUGUGUUGGAGUAUGGCAGCACGGAAAGGUGGAAAUCAUCGCCAACGACCAAGGCAACAGAACGACGCCCAGUUAUGUGGCUUUUACGGACUCGGAGCGUCUCCUCGGAGACGCCGCUAAGAACCAGGUGGCGAUGAAUCCGAGCAACACGAUUUUCGACGCCAAACGACUCAUCGGGAGGAAAUACGACGACCCGAAGAUCCAACAAGACAUCAAACACUGGCCGUUUAAGGUGGUGAAUGAUGGCGGCAAGCCCAAAAUCCAAGUGGAAUACAAAGGCGAGAGGAAGGUAUUCGCACCGGAGGAAGUUAGCUCCAUGGUGUUGAUUAAGAUGAAGGAAACGGCCGAAGCUUACCUAGGAACAACAGUCAAAGACGCAGUUAUCACGGUUCCGGCGUACUUCAACGAUUCCCAAAGACAAGCCACCAAAGACGCCGGUGCCAUAGCAGGCAUUAACGUUCUGAGGAUCAUAAACGAGCCCACGGCGGCCGCUUUGGCUUACGGUCUGGACAAGAGUCUCAAAGGCGAAAGAAACGUACUGAUAUUCGAUCUCGGCGGCGGUACGUUUGAUGUAUCCAUUCUCACGAUCGAUGAAGGUUCUCUCUUCGAAGUCAGAGCAACGGCCGGCGAUACGCACCUCGGCGGUGAAGAUUUCGACAACAGGCUGGUGACUCACUUCGCCGAAGAAUUCCAGAGGAAAUACAAGAAAGAUUUACGCUCCAACCCGAGGGCUUUGCGUCGAUUAAGAACGGCAGCCGAACGAGCUAAACGAACUCUAUCGUCUAGCACGGAAGCCACUCUAGAAAUAGACGCCCUCUACGAAGGCAUCGACUUCUACACCAAGAUAACUAGAGCUCGCUUCGAAGAACUGUGCUUCGACCUCUUCAGAGGAACACUGGAACCGGUAGAAAAGGCCCUCAAAGACGCUAAAAUGGACAAGGGACAAAUUCACGACGUAGUCCUCGUCGGCGGAUCUACGCGCAUUCCGAAAAUACAGUCGCUUCUGCAGAAUUACUUCAGCGGCAAAUCCCUCAAUCUGUCCAUUAAUCCAGACGAAGCUGUCGCCUACGGAGCCGCCGUCCAAGCAGCCGUGCUCAGCGGAGAAACCGAUUCCAAGAUCCAAGACGUCCUCUUGGUAGACGUCGCCCCGUUAUCGUUGGGUAUCGAGACGGCCGGCGGAGUCAUGACGAAAAUCAUCGAAAGAAACGCCAGGAUACCGUGCAAGCAAACCCAAACUUUUACCACGUACUCCGACAACCAACCAGCCGUUACAAUCCAAGUGUUCGAAGGUGAAAGGGCGAUGACGAAGGACAACAAUCUUUUGGGCACUUUCGAUUUGACGGGGAUACCACCAGCUCCUCGCGGGGUGCCGAAAAUCGAGGUGACUUUCGACUUGGACGCCAACGGCAUCCUGAAUGUCUCCGCUAAAGACACCAGCUCAGGCAACUCGCGCAACAUCGUCAUCAAAAACGACAAGGGCAGGCUGUCCCAGAAAGACAUCGACAGAAUGGUGUCGGAAGCGGAGCAGUACAAGGAAGAAGACGAACGUCAACGAGAGAAAAUCUCCGCAAGGAACCAAUUAGAAGGCUACGUAUUCCAAUUGAAGCAGGCUGUACAAGAUUGCGGCGAUAAGUUGCCGGCCGAAGACAAAGCGACGGUGGAAAGGGAGUGCGAUAGUUGCUUAAAAUGGUUGGACAGCAAUACGCUGGCGGAAAAAGAAGAAUACGAGGAUAAACAGAAGCAGUUGACUGCGACUUGCAGUCCGAUUAUGGCAAAAUUGUACCAAGGCCAAGGUGGCAAUCAAUUUGGAGGAAUGCCGGGAGGUAGUUGCGGUCAGCAAGCCGGAGGAUUCGGUGGAGCACCGGGCGGACCUACCAUUGAAGAGUUAUACAAAAGUGUCAAAAUGGUGAAAGCUCCAGCUAUUGGUAUCGACUUGGGAACUACCUACUCCUGUGUUGGAGUAUGGCAGCAUGGAAAGGUGGAAAUCAUCGCCAACGACCAAGGCAACAGAACGACGCCCAGUUAUGUGGCUUUUACGGACUCGGAGCGUCUCCUCGGAGACGCCGCUAAGAACCAGGUGGCGAUGAAUCCGAGCAACACGAUUUUCGACGCCAAACGACUCAUCGGGAGGAAAUACGACGACCCGAAGAUCCAACAAGACAUCAAACACUGGCCGUUUAAGGUGGUGAAUGAUGGCGGCAAGCCCAAAAUCCAAGUGGAAUACAAAGGCGAGAGAAAGGUAUUCGCGCCGGAGGAAGUUAGCUCCAUGGUGUUGAUUAAGAUGAAGGAAACGGCCGAAGCUUACCUAGGAACAACAGUCAAAGACGCAGUUAUCACGGUUCCGGCGUACUUCAACGAUUCUCAAAGACAAGCUACCAAAGACGCCGGUGCCAUAGCAGGCAUCAACGUCCUGAGGAUCAUAAACGAGCCCACGGCGGCCGCUUUGGCUUACGGUCUGGACAAGAGUCUCAAAGGCGAAAGGAACGUACUGAUAUUCGAUCUCGGCGGCGGUACGUUUGAUGUAUCCAUCCUCACGAUCGACGAAGGUUCUCUCUUCGAAGUCAGAGCAACGGCCGGCGAUACGCACCUCGGCGGUGAAGAUUUCGACAACAGGCUGGUGACUCACUUCGCCGAAGAAUUCCAGAGGAAAUACAAGAAAGAUUUACGCUCCAACCCGAGGGCUUUGCGUCGAUUAAGAACGGCCGCCGAACGAGCUAAACGAACUCUAUCGUCUAGCACGGAAGCCACUCUAGAAAUCGACGCCCUCUACGAAGGCAUCGACUUCUACACCAAGAUAACUAGAGCUCGCUUCGAAGAACUGUGCUCCGACCUCUUCAGAGGAACGCUGGAACCGGUAGAAAAGGCCCUGAAGGACGCUAAAAUGGACAAGGGACAAAUUCACGACGUCGUGCUCGUCGGCGGAUCUACGCGCAUUCCGAAAAUACAGUCGCUCCUGCAGAACUACUUCAGCGGCAAAUCCCUCAAUCUGUCCAUCAAUCCAGACGAAGCGGUCGCCUACGGAGCCGCCGUCCAAGCAGCCGUGCUCAGCGGAGAAACCGAUUCCAAAAUCCAAGACGUCCUCUUGGUGGACGUCGCCCCGUUAUCGCUGGGUAUCGAGACGGCCGGCGGAGUCAUGACGAAGAUCAUCGAAAGAAACGCCAGAAUACCGUGCAAGCAAACCCAAACUUUUACCACGUACUCCGACAACCAACCAGCCGUUACAAUCCAAGUGUUCGAAGGUGAAAGGGCGAUGACGAAGGACAACAAUCUAUUGGGCACUUUCGAUUUGACGGGGAUACCACCAGCUCCUCGCGGGGUGCCGAAAAUCGAGGUGACUUUUGACUUGGACGCCAACGGCAUCUUAAACGUCUCUGCUAAAGACACCAGCUCAGGCAACUCGCGCAACAUCGUCAUCAAAAACGACAAGGGCAGGCUGUCCCAGAAAGACAUCGACAGAAUGGUGUCGGAAGCGGAGCAGUACAAGGAAGAAGACGAACGUCAACGAGAGAAAAUCUCCGCAAGGAACCAAUUAGAGGGCUACGUAUUCCAAUUGAAGCAAGCUGUUCAAGAUUGCGGCGAUAAGUUGCCGGCCGAAGACAAAGCGACGGUUGAAAGGGAGUGCGAUAGUUGCUUGAAAUGGUUGGACAGCAACACGCUGGCCGAAAAAGAAGAAUACGAGGAUAAACAGAAGCAGUUGACUGCGACUUGCAGUCCGAUUAUGGCAAAAUUGUACCAAGGCCAAGGUGGCAAUCAAUUUGGAGGAAUGCCGGGAGGUAGUUGCGGUCAGCAAGCCGGAGGAUUCGGUGGAGCACCGGGCGGACCUACCAUUGAAGAGGUGGAUUAA